AUGAUAGUUCUGAUAAUACGAAUUCGAAGAGGAAGAAAAUGAGUUUUUCUAAUAGUAGGAAGAAAGGGGAGUCCAAAAUGUGUCAUCAGUGUCAGAGGUCUGAUAAAGAAAGAGUUGUGUGUUGUUCCAAAUGUAAAGUGAAAAGAUAUUGUCUUGCUUGUAUCAAUAGAUGGUAUCCUGGGAUGGUAGAGGAGGACUUUUUAAAAGCUUGCCCUGUAUGUCGUAACUUUUGCAACUGCAUAGCAUGUUUGCGGUUAGAUGGGACAGCAAAACAUUUGAUGAAUGUAGAAGUGAAGUUCAGUGAUGAAGAAAAAUUUGAGUACUCUAAGCACAUUGUACAAGCACUUUUGCCUGCUUUGGAACAACUUAAUACCGAGCAAAUGAUUGAAAAGGAGAUUGAGUAUCAGAUUCAAGCAUUGCCAGAUUCGGAGGUUAAAAUACCCAAAGCAAAAUACGAGAAGGACGAGUGUAUUUAUUGCAACUAUUGCAGUGCAUUUAUUGUUGAUUUUCACCGGAGGUGUUCUAGUUGUUCCUAUGAACUUUGCCUUACUUGUUGCAAAGAAUUAAGGAAUGACAACUUGCAAGCAGAUGCAUCCGAAGUGAGGAUGCAAUAUAUUUACAAUGGACUGGAUUAUUUGCAUGGUAAAGGUUGUAGCGUAACUUCAGUCAAGAAUGGAACUUGUGGUGGAACGACUAAAGUUAAAAUAAGGGAUCAAACUAAGGUGGCGAUGACAUCUAAAUGGAAAUCCGUGGAAAAUGGUGCCAUUCCUUGCCCACCCAAAGAUAUGGGAGGCUGUAGUAACGGAACAUUAAAUUUGAGAUGUAUAUUUUCUGAGAAUUGGAUAUCGCAGCUGUUACUCAAAGCUAAAGAAAUAUCUCAAAAAUGUAAAGUGAAGGAAAUGUAUAAUGAUUCAGAACUGCACCACUCCUGUUCAAAAUCUAAGGGUGAAAAUGGUACUUAUGGUGGCAAGCUACGUAAGGCAGCUGCUCGGGAAAGUUCUGAUGAUAACUAUGUAUUCUGUCCAGCAGCUGUGGAUACUCGGCGUGCAAAUUUGAGGCAUUUUCGUCUAUAUUUAGCUAAGGGUGAACCAGUUGUUGUAACUAACGUCCAUGAUAAUGCGUUGGGAUUGAGCUGGGAACCUAUGGUAAUGUGGCGUGCUUGUCGACAAACCAAGAAGGCUACUGAUGUUUUGAAUUGCUUAAAUUGGUGUAAGUUGGAAAAGAACAUACACCAGUUUUUUAUAGGAUACACGGAGGGUCGCUUUGACAGUUACGGGUGGCCUCAACUCUUAAAGUUGAAUGACUGGCCGCCAUCAGGUCUAUUUGAUGAGCGGCUGCCGCGUCAUGGUGCUGAAUUUUCAAGUUGUUUACCUUUUAUGGAAUAUACACAUCCUCAAUAUGGCUAUCUCAAUCUUGCUCUAAGACUUCCUGAUAACUGCGUGAAGCCAGAUUUGGGACCUAAGGCAUACAUUGCUUAUGGUUUUCCUAAGGAGCUUGGACGUGGAGACUCAGUCACCAAACUACACUAUGUUAUGACUGAUACGGUCAACAUGUUGAUGCACACUCAAGCAGUGGUCCCAACAGUUGAACAGCUCUCGGCCAUAGAGAAGUUGAAACAGAUUCACAAAGAGCAGGAUCAGAGGGAAUUUGUAGCUGAUGCUAACAGGAUGCAUGAGAGCAUUAAGGAUUACGUCCCUAAUGUAAACGAAAAAUCUGUGCUGAAAGGGAUGAACUUUUCUCAGAAGAAACAGAACUGUGAUGGUUUGAAAGUUGAGAAUAGUAGUAAAUCUGAGAAUAAGAAGUAUUGCCUCCGAAGUGUGAAAGCUGAUUGUGAAACAAAGAAAGACGGAGAGGAUAGUAGUUCUCGUUUUGGGAAGGAUAGGUCUGAAGGAUUUGAAGAAGCAGAUGGUGGUGCUCUAUGGGAUGUCUUUAGGAGGCAAGAUGUUCCUAAAUUGGAGGAAUAUCUCAGGAAACACUUCAGGGAAUUUAGGCACAUAUAUGGCUCACCGUUGCCGCAGGUUGUUCAUCCCAUUUUUGAUGAAACUUUCUACUUGAGCACUGAGCAUAAAAGGAGGCUAAAGGAAGAAUAUGGAAUUGAACCGUGGACAUUUGUUCAAAAAUUAGGUGAAGCUGUUUUCGUUCCUGCUGGAUGUCCUCAUCAAGUUAGAAAUUUAAAGUCCUGUAUCAAUGUCGCUGUUGAUUUUAUUUCUCCUGAAAAUGUGAAUGAGAGCAUCUGUUUGACUGAGGAGCUUCGCAAGCUUCCCAGAAAUCAUGAAGCUAGGGAAGACAAGUUGGGGGUAAAGAAAAUAAUUGUUCAUGCAAUGAGCCAAGCGGUGAAUCAAUUGGAGAAGACACUAUUGAACUCUGAAGCAGGCAUCGAUACAGGAUUAUCCUUAUCACAUUCGAUCAGCAGAAGUAUAAAUUCUAUGCCAGGACCAAGUACACCAAAAUCUUCCUCCUCCGUUUCGGAAGAUCUAUCUAGUCGCAAGACUGCCAAAAGAGAAGAAUAUGUUGUUCCAACUGAGAAUGAGAAACCAAGAACUGCUGAAGUUAAUCUACGUUCUCCGCUUCCAGUUCUUGAUCAUCUGUCUUCAGCCAACAAGGCUAUUCCAGGACCAAGUAUGCCAAAAUCUUCCUCCGUUUCGGAAGAUCUAUCUAGUAGCAAGACUACCAGAAGAGAAGAAUAUGUUGCUCCAAGUGAGAAUGAGAUACCAAGAACUGCUGAAGUUAAUCGACGUUCUCCGCAUCCAGUUCUUGAUCACCUGUCUUCAGCAAACAAGGCUAUUCCAGGACCAAGUAUGCCAAAAUCUUCCUCGGUUUCGGAAGAUCUAUCUAGUAGCAAGACUACCAGAAGAGAAGAAUAUGUUGCUCCAAGUGAGAAUGAGAUACCAAGAAAUGCUGAAGUUAAUCGACGUUCUCCGCAUCCAGUUCUUGAUCACCUGUCUUCAGCAAACAAGGUUUACUCAAUUGAUUACUGA
Molecule: messenger RNA, 2978 nt
Organism: Solanum stenotomum
Lineage: Eukaryota; Viridiplantae; Streptophyta; Magnoliopsida; Solanales; Solanaceae
Product: lysine-specific demethylase JMJ25-like
Exons: 15
Coding region: 39-2978 (979 amino acids)
Biological process (GO): regulation of transcription by RNA polymerase II
Cellular component (GO): chromatin; histone deacetylase complex
Molecular function (GO): histone H3K9 demethylase activity; transcription coregulator activity; chromatin DNA binding
Source: RefSeq, a predicted model, not a curated record